AUGACUAAUCGUAUAACGGCCGUAUCGGCACCGGGCAAGGUCUUCUUAGCAGGAGGUUAUCUGGUAUUGGAUCGUGAUUAUACCGCCUUGGUAUUUGGUCUUAGUGCUCGAAUUCACGUGUUGGUUCAAGACAUCGAGACUACCUCUGGUGUUCAGCUCUCCGAUAUCAUUGUAAAGAGUCCUCAAUUUCGGGAAGCAGCUUGGAAUUAUGGAUUCCACUUGAUUAAGGAUGAUGGGGGCAUUGAAGUUACCCAAUUAAAAAGCUCUCCAUCAGCAUCAGUUUCUCGAAAUCCAUUCGUAGAAACAGCAUUACUCUACGCACUAACCUACAUAUCCUCCGUUCUUCCAUCCACUACCAUCAAACCAACCUCCAUCACAAUCCUGGCUGACAAAGACUACUACUCCAACCCCUCUACCAAAGCCAUUGCCUCAGAUGCACACCAUCAAUUUCUCGACUUUGGCGUCCGUCUCGAGGACGCCCAUAAGACCGGUCUCGGCUCUUCUGCAGCCUUAGUGACUGCUUUCACCGGUGCAAUUCUCUCCCAUUAUCUUCCCUCCUCAAAAUUCUCUCUCAAUACCAAAGAAGGCCAAUCUCAACUUCACAACCUAGCCCAAGCAGCCCAUUGUGCAGCCCAAGGAAAAGUCGGCUCAGGUUUUGACAUUGCAACAGCUGUCUACGGCACCUCUCUCUACCGUCGCUUUUCCCCCUCCAUCCUUUCUUCUCUGGGUGAACCAGGCUCCCCAGGUUUCUCCACUCGCGUUAAAGCGUCAGUUGAAGACACCGCCCCUCAAAAAUGGGACACCCAAAUCGAAAAAGGCAAAAUCACCAUCCCCAAAGGUAUGGCUCUCGUCAUGUGCGACGUAGAUUGUGGAUCCCAAACCGUCGGAAUGGUAAAAAAGGUUCUCGAAUGGCGAAAACGUGAUCCCGUGGUCUCGAAAGAAUUAUGGGAUGAAUUGCAAUCGCGAAACGAGAAAUUGGCAGAGGUUCUCUCUUCCGGAAAUGAUAUUAGUGCAGCUGGCCCAGCUUUCUCGGCUAUUCGAGAAAAAAUUAGAGAGAUGGGUAACCUUUCAGGAGUUCCGAUUGAACCUGAAGAGCAAACGAAAUUGCUAGAUGACGUCAUUGAGAAUGUGGAGGGGGUGAUUGGGGGUGUGGUUCCUGGUGCCGGAGGCUAUGAUGCGAUUGUGCUCCUGGUUAGGGAUGAUCAGGAGACGAUGGAUCAGAUUAAAUCUUUCCUGGCGAAAUGGGGGAAUGUGAAAUUGUUGGGUGUUAAGGGGGAAAUGGAUGGUGCGAGAGUGGAGGAUGGUGGAUUGUAUGGAACGUUGCGUGUGUAG
Botrytis deweyae is the source of this 1332-nucleotide messenger RNA. RefSeq lists its product as uncharacterized. NCBI's taxonomy places the organism in Eukaryota, Fungi, Ascomycota, Leotiomycetes, Helotiales, Sclerotiniaceae. Gene Ontology annotation, biological process: ergosterol biosynthetic process; isopentenyl diphosphate biosynthetic process, mevalonate pathway. The record is from RefSeq and is a predicted model, not a curated record. Gene Ontology annotation, cellular component: peroxisome. Gene Ontology annotation, molecular function: ATP binding; phosphomevalonate kinase activity. Bases 1 to 1332 code for a protein of 443 amino acids. The transcript has 2 exons.